Messenger RNA from Aphanomyces astaci, 1208 nucleotides. RefSeq lists its product as hypothetical. The record is from RefSeq and is a predicted model, not a curated record. The coding region runs from base 51 to 743 and encodes 230 amino acids. Lineage: Eukaryota; Oomycota; Saprolegniomycetes; Saprolegniales; Verrucalvaceae. The transcript has 2 exons.
GAUCGUAGUUGGGGUGCUUCUUGCUUCGAUAUUCCGACCACCACGUUGCCAUGAAGUUGCAACCGGCAGGGCUGGCCGUUGUGCUCGUGUCGCCUUCCGUAGCCGUGUUUUGCUUGCUGUAUGCCGCCUUGGAUGUACCCGCCGUCCUCUCGGCGUUCAUUGCAUUCCUCUCUGCAUUUGUAUGGGCCGAUGUGUGGUACUUUGUGCACAUCAUCGGUACGGUUGUGGCAUCCCCACCGACUUGCCUCCAAAGCGUUCUGGAUUCGCACGAGUACCCAGCGAUAGUGGGGCUCAACGACAUUGAUCGCAAUGGGCAUUUCAACAACGCGAGGUACUUGCGGGCGUGCAACUAUGGCCGCCGCGCGUUUUGGACGGCGAAUGGCAUUUGGGAACUGUUAUGCGCUAAUGGAGGCAACUUGCUAGUUGGCGCGCAGACAGUGCGCUACCGCCGCGAGCUCACGCUAGGUCAAUCGUACACUCUCCGAACCCGUAUCCGGACGUGGGACAAUCAGGCGUUUUACAUCGAACACCAAUUUGUGACGGGCGCUGAAGCCGCGGGUUCGUUGUUCGUGCAUGCUGUGGUGCUGGUGAAGAACAAUGUCAUGGGAUCCAAACGACCGCAAAUGCUCAUGGAGAUGCGGCAGCCGGGGAUCGUGGCGCCGCCGGUAGACCCUGACGUGCAGAGCUGGAUCGACUCGAAUGCGGCGUCGAGCUUGAUGUUAAGGCCCAACAAAAAGACGUAAACAACUUCGAUUGAAUGUGACGGCCAUCUCGAGUUAAAUAGAUUACAUUCAUGAUCACGAGGUAGACGAACUAAAACUAUGGGGAACCUACGGCGUUGACGGAGCACAUGGCGGCACUUCCAGCCCAGCCAACAAAACUAAAGGGGUACCCUCGAGCGAUCGCGCAAGAGCAAUGGUCGCGGGUUGUGGUGGGGAACAUGUGCGUGUUUACUCGUCUUCUUCGGAAAUCGUGUUGAGGUUUUUUUCCUUGGGCGCGGUGAACACGGCAACGGUCGGCUUGAUAGAGAACGUCUUGCGCAUGAACAUGAGGUCAUUCAUGAUGUCCAACGUGUCCUGGUCCGACCCGAGGUUGAUGAACGAGCCGAGCGCCCGGGUAGCUUCUUCCAGAGCCGAAGACGGCUUGAGCAUCGCAACGGAAAGGGUGUCCAUGAUGGCUGGGAUGUGGAGAUGUGGCGGAAGGCGACG